Messenger RNA from Penicillium longicatenatum, 906 nucleotides. RefSeq lists its product as uncharacterized. Bases 1 to 906 code for a protein of 301 amino acids. The record is from RefSeq and is a predicted model, not a curated record. The transcript has 2 exons. Lineage: Eukaryota; Fungi; Ascomycota; Eurotiomycetes; Eurotiales; Aspergillaceae. Gene Ontology annotation, cellular component: nucleolus. Gene Ontology annotation, biological process: maturation of SSU-rRNA from tricistronic rRNA transcript (SSU-rRNA, 5.8S rRNA, LSU-rRNA).
AUGCCCCCAACGGCCGGAAAACGCAAGCGAGACACCGCUGUUGUGUCGCGAUCCACAAAAAUCAAGGAGGUUAGCCCUCCACCGGCAGAUAACGCGCAAGACAUCUUCCGCAAAUAUUUCGAGGCGCAAUUCGAGCCUAUUGAACCUUCCAAGCCAGACACCGAUCCCGAGGAAGACGAGGGCGAAGAUGAUGAUGAGGAGUUAUCAGAUGCAGAAGGCUCUGACUGGGAUGGCCUAUCUGGAGAAGAGGAGGACAGCGACGAGGAGAGUUACGAAGUGGAGAUUGUUGAACACAAGGAUGCCAAAAGGACAGAUGAUCUGAUGGAUAAGAAAGCUCGCAAAGCGUUUAUGAAUUCGAGACCACCGACAUUGGCAGAUGCGCCAACGAAGACAGCAGAACCAGUUACGAAGGAAGAGGAAGAAGAGGACAAGGACAAUUUCAAGCACGAUCUUGCAUUACAACGUCUCCUCCGGGAAUCUCAUCUCCUUGAGGAUGCGUCGGAUCUCGCACCCACCGGCAAGAACCGAUUAAAGGCUCUCGAUUUGCGCAUGCAAUCUCUUGGUGCAAAGACGUCUCUUUACGACCAAAAAAUGCCCGAUGCGCAUCGCAGGGGUAUCAAAUCUAAAGCCGCUUCGAAGGACGCUAAGCGACGACUGGAGGCCAAGGAGAACGGAAUUAUCCUCGAGAAGCCUUCCAAGGUUACCAAGUCGAGUUCAGCACGAAGAGAACGGGGCAUUGGAGGGUCUUCUAUCGGAAAGUUUUCCGGUGGUACCUUGAACCUAAGCAAGCAAGAUUUGCAUACUGUGCAAAGUAUUAGGAGCCGAAACGACAGAGGAGGCCGAGGAGGUAGAGGCGGACGAGGUGGGCGAGGAAGAGGAAGGGGAGGAGGCCGCGGACGGAAAUGA